UCGAUUAAAUUUUCAAAAUCGUCUGCUUUCUUAUAUUAUAAGUGCUUCGUCUAAGUUGUUUCUUAUUAAAAUGUUUUAGAAAUCUUUCUUCUGUAUACCAAGAAUUUAUAAGUGUUUAAUCAUGGAUGAUCCUGAUAAAAAUAAGAAGAGAGAAAUAGAAAAUAAUAAAGCUUCAUUGCAUAAAAAGAAAUUCAAGAAAUACUCACGAAAUUUCGCAAAUUCUGGAAAAUGUCAUGACAUUCCAAGAGGUCGUCCUAAAUCAAAUGAUGCAUGGAAUCUGUAUCUUCCUGAUAGUAACAAGGAUGAACAUCUUGAGAAGUUACGCGCUGUUAAAGAAUAUUUUUCAAACUUGGAUCAAAUGGAAGAUGUGUUAACAAAUAUAAAUAAGAAGCGAUAUUUUACCGUAAAUAUUAACGAUCUUUCGAAGCAUAAAGCCUUUAAUUUUAUGUGGCCAGAAUUCUUGAAUGAAUUAAGAAAUUCACCUAAUAUAGUAAUUGGUUUGUUUAGUUUUUUGAUGGAAUGUUUAUUAAAGGAGCAGAACAUAGUUGAUAGUGAGGGGUAUUUUCUAGAUGAUACCGUAAAUACUUCUAAUCAAAUGCAAAAACUUUAUCCAAGAUUUACUGGUUUAGUCGAUUUUUUACAUUUUCAAGAUUUGAAAACAUACAAUUUUGGUAAAUUUAUAACUCUUAAAGGAAGUGUUAUACGUGUAAGUGAUAUAAAGCCAUUUUGCACUGAUAUGGCUUUUAAAUGCAUAAAAUGCCAAGCUGUUCAAGUUAUAGAGCAAAUCAAAGGAUGUUAUACAUUACCAGCUAGAUGUACUGGAACGAAUUGCUUUUCCCGUACAUUUGAACCAAUGCUCGACUCUUCACUAACGAAAACGAUACCUUGGCAAAACAUAAGGCUUCAAGAAUUGAAUAUGGAUCAAACUGAAGGUGGAAGAGUUCCAAAAGCUAUAGAAUGUGAUUUAUUUUGUGAUCUUACAGAUUCUUGUAUUCCUGGAGAUGUUGUUAUUAUGUCAGGCAUUCUAAGUGUGGAUAAUGUUAAUUAUAAGAAAACGACUGCUAGCAAAGGUGCUUCUACAUAUGUAUUUAAAUUGGAUGUUAAUUCUGUAACUCAUGUUAGAGGCAAAAAUGUUAGUGGUAUUGCAUCAAAUGAUGUGCAAUUCAAAUCAGAAGACUUAAGUGCAAUUCAAAAAGUUCAUUCUCAAGACAAUUUGUUCCGACUCAUUGUAGCUUCUUUGUGUCCCAAUAUAUAUGGGCACGAACUUAUCAAGGCAGGUCUUGUACUGGGACUCUUUGGAAGCGCUGGUUGUCAUUCAGAGCGUGAGGCAGAUGGAUUUUGCAUGAGAGAAAACUCUCAUAUUUUAAUUGUAGGUGAUCCUGGUCUAGGUAAAAGUCAGAUGCUCUUAGCUUGUGCAAAUGUUUCUCCUAGAGGUAUUUAUGUGUGUGGUAAUUCAGCUACAACAUCUGGAUUGACUGCUACAGUUAUGAAAGAAACUGGAGGAGAGAAUUCUUUAGAAGCUGGAGCUCUGGUACUUGCUGAUCAAGGUCACUGUUGUAUUGAUGAAUUUGAUAAAAUGGUUCAGCAUCAUGCAGCUCUGUUGGAAGCUAUGGAACAACAAACAAUAAGUAUUGCUAAAAGUGGUGUAGUUUGUACUCUACCUGCGAGAACAUCCAUCCUCGCUGCUGCAAAUCUGUCUGGUGGCCAUUACAAUAAAGCUAAAACUGUCUCUGAAAACUUACGAAUUGGAAGUUCUUUGCUUUCUAGAUUUGAUUUGGUAUUUAUUGUAGAAGACACACCCGAUGCAGAAUUAGACAGCAAAAUGAGUGACCAUGUAAUGGGUUUACUGCAUAUACAUCAUAAAGAUGAAAUUUUAAAGAACUCUAGUUUCCAAAACUCAGUUCUGAAUGAUUCACUUCGUGAAGAAAGUAAUCUAUUGGAAAAAUUAAGAAUAAAGCCAAAUGAGAAGCUGAAUUAUAUACCUCAUAAUAUAUUACAAAAAUAUAUUUCUUAUGCUCGAGAGUUUGCUAAACCUAAACUGACUCCAGAGGUGAGCAAAGUAUUACAGGAGUUUUAUUUGGAAAUGAGAAAACAACAUCAACUGUCCUACAGCACUCCCAUUACAACUCGUCAACUAGAAUCCUUAAUUCGUCUCACAGAAGCUAGAGCUCGGAUUGAACUCAGAGCAUUAUGUACACUUACUGAUGCGAAAGAAGUUAUUGAAAUUAUGAAGUACAGUUUGAGAGAAACCUUUAGCGAUGAAUUUGGAAAUAUUGAUUUUGACCGUUCAAUACAUGGCUCAGGUAUGAGUAAACGUUCUGAAGCCAAAAAACUUAUUAAAUUAAUGACCGAAUGUGCUACUGUCAAAGCUGAUGAUCGCUUCACUGUCUCUGAAAUAAGACAUCUAGCAGAAAAGUUAAAAAUAAACACAGGCUCUUUGCAAUCUAUCAUUGAAGCACUAAAUGAUCAAGGUUUUUUGCUAAAAAAAGGAAGACAACUCUACCAGAUCCAAACUGUGUAAGCACUAUUGUGUUUUUGAAGUACUUUAUCAUUGUUAUAAUAACACUUUUUUAUUAUUAUUACAUGCAUUUCAAAACUUUUGUGUGUAGAUACCAAUUUUUUCUUCUUUACUUUAUCAAUGCGUGUUUGAAGUAUCUCUAUUUACAACUGUGUUUUUGAAGUACUUUUCAAGUCUGUUUUGUAUGGCAAAUAGAAAAAAAUUUGCUAUAUUUAAAGGAGUGGAUUGAUUUUGGCAAAGCACACUAAGGCCAUCUGCCUAAAAGAAAGACUUUAUAAAGGAAAUUGCCUUGUAUACAUGUUACACAUGAGGAAAAUCACGACCAUGCAGCCACCCCAUUCACAUGGAAUUAAACCGGGUCAGAACUACCAGUGUUCAGCGGUUUUACUACUCGACUGCUGGUGGGCAAUUAAAGAAUUAUAUUCUCAAUUAUUAAAUAAAAGACUUCAUAAUACUUCAUUAAUAAACAAGGGCCUACUAUGGCUGAGCAGUAAAGUCACUGAACAUUUGUAGUUUGGUAAGGUGUUCGAGCUCCUGCGAAUGGACUGAAUCCAUGGGCAUUUUUAUGGUUUUCUUUAUCUGCAAUAUGAGCCAGUUUCCUUAGAAAGUCAUACACUAAGCACUCUUUUCCUAAGCACAUAGUCCUCGAGUUCUUUGCCCUUAUUAAAUAAACCAAAAUUUAUUCAAGUGGCCAUUAACAUGCCUUUAAUUAAAACUAACUUCUAAAAAAUCAAUCAAUUGCAUAUUUAGCGAAUAAUCAUUAGCACAAAAGUACUGAAUUCUUUAUUUUGUAAACAUUAUUUUAAUGUUUUAUGUAUGUAUAAAAAAUAUUUGAAAACAUCUUAAACUUUGAGGUACUUUUACUAAUUUUUUUAUAAUUUAGUGCAACUUUUGUAGCAUUGUUAACUAAACAUGUAAAUAAAAGACAUAGAUACUCUGUA
Molecule: messenger RNA, 3459 nt
Organism: Stegodyphus dumicola
Lineage: Eukaryota; Metazoa; Arthropoda; Arachnida; Araneae; Eresidae
Product: DNA helicase MCM8-like
Cellular component (GO): MCM complex; nucleus
Molecular function (GO): single-stranded DNA helicase activity; ATP binding; ATP hydrolysis activity
Source: RefSeq, a predicted model, not a curated record